Messenger RNA from Aspergillus pseudonomiae, 1260 nucleotides. Its product is annotated as SDR family NAD(P)-dependent oxidoreductase. Gene Ontology annotation, molecular function: oxidoreductase activity, acting on the CH-OH group of donors, NAD or NADP as acceptor. Bases 279 to 1166 code for a protein of 295 amino acids. The record is from RefSeq and is a predicted model, not a curated record. NCBI's taxonomy places the organism in Eukaryota, Fungi, Ascomycota, Eurotiomycetes, Eurotiales, Aspergillaceae. The transcript is spliced from 3 exons.
GAGUUUCUCCGUAGAGCGACCUAUUGAGAGGACUUUUAAAAGUGUCCAAGCAUCAUAUCAAGGGCACUGAUGUCGGGUUACCAAAUGGAGCAAUAGUUGCCCCUUAUGGUUAGACUGGGGGAGGGCUGCGACGGGCUCCACCGUGGAGUCGCGGAUAACAUCGUGGCGCAGAGAUAAAUAGCAGAAGCGACGCAGGAGGAGAAAAGCAAAAUUCUCGGCUUCCCCAAGAUUGUUGCACAAAGAUUCAUCACAAUUUCUCCCAAUUCCCUCCAUUUGCCAUGUCUGAUUCCCAGAUUGAUCCUGAUCAGUUCACCCGCGCAGGGUCUAUUACCAAGGACUACUACCGCGAUGUCUAUCCCACCAUUGAUCCCACACGGUCAGACCUCUCCCAAGCGGGCAAAGUAACGAUUGUCACGGGGGCAGGAAAAGGAAUUGGACGAGCCAUUGCACGAGCUCACGCACAGGCCGGGGUCAAGGGACUGGUUCUCAUUACCCAAUCUGCUCAGUCAGCUGAAGAGACGAAGGCUAUUGUGGAAGCGGAAUUCCCCGCCGUCGAGGUGCUGGCCCUACCUACAGAUAUUACAGAUGAGAAGGCACUGGAACAGACUUUUGUGACUAUCAAGGAGAAGUUUGGAACCGCAGUACACACCCUGGUCAACAAUGCCGGCGUCUUCGCUUCAGUGGCGCCCGUGGCCGAGUCCGACUCCACCACAUGGUGGAAGGACUUUGAGGUCAACGUACGGGGGACAUAUCUGAUGACGGCGGCAUACCUGCGUUUGAUUGCGGAUGAGGCCGCGGACUUUCAACCAACCGUGGUGAACUUGAUCUCGACGAUUGCCCUGACUCCACCGGGACUGAGCAGCUACUUCAUCAGUAAGCUUGGGGUGGCCAAAUUCACCGAGUUCAUUGCAGCGGAAAACCCCCGGGUGGCCGCCUACAGUCUCUCGCCGGGCAUCGUCCUCACUAGCAUGACGCUGGAUGGGUUUAAGCCAUUUGCCAAGGAUACCCCGGAGCUACCGAGUGCUGUGACCGUAUACCUGGCAGCGAAACGUCCGCAAUACCUCAAUGGGCGCCACCUCUCCUGCAAUUGGGAUCUCGCAGAGCUCGAAGCUCGGCAAUCGGAAUUUUUUUCGUCGGAUAAGCUGACGGUGGGUCAAUUCAUCUGACCGGGGGACUUACUUAUCCCGGUUCUUGAGAUUGGUUUGGCUCCCUUCUCAUUGGUGGAGCAUAUCUGGUAACCCGAUUUUAUGUACAUGAUUU